GUGUGUGAGACUGUGUGUGACUGUGUGUGACUGUGUGUGUGUGUGUGCUCCAUGAUGAUUGCAGGUUAUGAGCAUGAGGUGCGGACAGCCCGUGUGAAGUUGUGGGUCACAUGUGUUGCUGACUGUCCGGGCUGCGAGCAGCGGCAGCAGCAGCAGCGCGGCUCCUCUGGGCGGACACUUCCACUGUAACCACCGCCUCUUUCUCCAACUGCACUGGGACGGAUUUAUGCCUCGGCUUUUUUUUCCUUUUUUUUUUUUUUGUAUGUAUGACCGCCCGUCCGCCCUCCAGGACCCCGCCAGGACGGUGUGACCGCGCCGAAGCAGUGUGAAGACAACAUGGGAAGCCGCGAGGGCCCGAGUCGAGCGACGGUUGGGUCGAAGAAGUAGUCCCGUCUUCUCGUCGCCGGAGAGGGAAACUUAAAGCAAGGGCUUGUUUUUGGACUCGCACCUCCUCCUCCUCCUCUCUCCCCUCUCCCCUCUCCCGUACGAUUUGAUUCAAAGGCAAAAAGCAAGAUGGCCGCCGAUUCCGUGCAGGGGGAUGCCAGGGGCCAGCUGGUGGCGGAGCGACUAGGCCUGGGACACAACCUGGACCUGUCCGACACCAUGGUCCAACAAAAGCUGGACGAGAUCAAGGAGCAGAUCCGCCGCGAGAUCCGCAAGGAGCUGAAGAUCAAAGAAGGAGCAGAGAACCUGCGCAAGGUCACCACAGACAAGAAGAGCCUGGCCUAUGUCGAUAACAUGCUGAAAAAAUCGAAUAAGAAAGUUGAGGAGCUUCACCAGGAGCUACAAGAGCUCAACGCCCACAUUGUGGUCAAAGAUCCUGAAGAACUGCUAGAAUGCCCUCUGACUCCAGAUACCCCCAACAGUGAGGCCAGAAUGUGCACGAGUAAUAGCCGCCUCGCCGCCCUGAAAAGACAGAAUGACAUUGAGCUCAAGGUCAAACAGGGCGCUGAGAACAUGAUCCAGAUGUACUCCAACGGACCCUCCAAGGAUCGUAAGUUGCUAGCGACGGCCCAGCAGAUGCUCCAGGACAGCAAGACGAAGAUAGAGUUCAUCAGGAUGCAGAUCCUCAAAGCCAGCCAGGCCAGCGAGAUGAGCUUUGAGAGCAACGACGUGAUGGAAAAGCCCAUCAUCAGCCCAUUGGACCUGCGGGUGGAGGAGCUGUGUCACCACGCCAGGAUAGAGUCGGCUGUGGCCGAGGGAGCCAAGAACGUCAUGAAACUCCUGGGCUCUGGAAAAGUCACGGAAAAGAGGGCACAUUCAGAGGCCCAGGCUCGGUUUAACGAGUCCAGUCAAAAACUGGACCUCUUGCGAUAUUCCUUGGAGCAGCGCCUCAACGAGUUGCCUAAAAACCACCCGCGCAGCAGCAGCAUAAUAGAGGAGUUGUCCCUGCUGUCGUCGCCGGCCCUCAGUCCCAGAUCCAGUCUCAUCUCCACACAGAACCAGUACAGCACCGUCACUAAGCCGGCUGCACUCACAGGCACGUUAGACGUCAGGCUCAUGGGCUGUCAGGACCUUCUGGAAAAUGUCCCAGGUCGUUCCAAAGCUGCGUCUGUCCCGCUGCCCGGCUGGAGCCCCAGCGAGACGCGCUCCUCCUUCAUCAGCAGAGCCAACCGAAACCGCGGCGUGAGCUCAAGGAACGUGGCGAAGAGUGAGGAGCUCUCCAAUGAGAUCGGUGCAGUGUUGAAGCUGGACAACACGGUCGUCGGCCAGACGAGCUGGAGGCCAGUCAGUAACCAGGCCUGGGACCAGAAGUUCACAUUGGAGCUAGACCGGUCACGUGAGUUGGAGAUCUCGGUUUACUGGCGCGACUGGCGGUCGCUCUGCGCUCUCAAGUUCCUGCGGCUGGAGGACUUCCUGGACAACCAGCGUCACGGGAUGUGUCUCUACCUGGAGCCACAGGGGAUGCUGUUUGCUGAGGUAACAUUUUUCAACCCCGUCAUUGAGAGACGACCAAAGUUGCAAAGACAAAAGAAGAUUUUCUCGAAGCAGCAAGGUAAAACCUUCCUGCGAGCCCCUCAGAUGAACAUCAACAUCGCCACCUGGGGCCGCCUGGUGAGAAGAGCCAUACCAACUGUCAGCACCAACUCUUUCAGCCCACAGGCUGCUGAGACUGGACCCAGCAGUCUGCCUGGCUCGCCCACACCGUGCAGUGACCCGCUGGUGACUAAACUGGACUUUGACAAAGAGCCCACUCCGGGACCCAAACACUACCCCAUCCCUGAUGACCUGCGGGAGCCACUGGUGCAGGACAAGAUGCCCGACAAGGAGGAAGUACAGGACGCGCUCGCCUCGUUCGACUUCCUGAACAAGAGGAACAGCAUGGCGGUGAAGGGAGACCUGGACGGAGUGGUGGAGCCAGAGAUCCAGCACCCGGACCUGGAGCUCACUGCCUACCAGAAGGAUACAGACAUCAGGGAAGAGGAGCAGUUCCAAUUCAGCCUCCAAGACUUUAAAUGUGUGGCAGUCCUCGGACGUGGUCACUUUGGAAAGGUGCUAUUAGCAGAGUAUAAAAGCACCGGCGAGAUGUUCGCCAUCAAAGCUCUGAAGAAAGGCGAUAUCGUGGCUCGUGAUGAAGUCGACAGUCUCAUGUGCGAGAAGAGGAUUUUCGAGACAGUCAACAGCGUCCGCCACCCGUUCCUCGUCAACCUGUUUGCGUGUUUCCAAACACAGGAGCACGUUUGUUUCGUCAUGGAGUACGCAGCGGGAGGCGACCUGAUGAUGCACAUCCACGCUGACGUUUUCUCCGAGCCCCGGGCCGUAUUUUAUGCAGCCUGCGUUGUACUGGGUUUACAGUUCUUACAUGACCAUAAGAUUGUGUACAGAGAUUUGAAGCUGGACAACCUGCUGCUGGAUACAGAGGGCUAUGUAAAGAUUGCCGACUUUGGACUCUGCAAAGAAGGAAUGGGUUUCAGGGAUCGCACCAGCACCUUCUGUGGCACCCCAGAGUUCUUAGCUCCCGAGGUUUUGACUGAGACGUCGUACACCCGCGCUGUGGACUGGUGGGGCCUGGGCGUCCUGAUCUUUGAGAUGCUGGUUGGAGAGUCGCCCUUCCCUGGUGACGAUGAGGAGGAGGUGUUCGACAGCAUCGUCAACGAUGAAGUCCGCUACCCACGCUUCCUCUCGACCGAGGCCAUCUCCAUCAUGAGGAGGCUCCUGAGGAGGAGUCCAGAGCGACGCCUGGGAGCAGGAGAAAAGGAUGCAGAGGAAGUUAAGAGACAUCUAUUCUUCAGGAAUAUGGAUUGGAACGGACUGCUGGCAAAGAAGGUGAAGCCGCCGUUCGUGCCGAUCAUCCAGGGCGUCAACGACGUCAGCAACUUUGACGACGAAUUUACCUCCGAAGCUCCGAUCUUAACCCCGCCAAGGGAACCGCGAGCGCUGAGCUCUGAGGAGCAGAACAUGUUCUCUGACUUUGAUUACAUCGCUGACUGGUGUUAGCUUCACAUGACUCCUCUCUCUUUACACACACACACACACACACACAAACACAAACACACACACACACACACACACACACACACACACACACACACACUGUGAACCAACCAACACAGCAGUGACUGUAGCUCAUGUGUUUUUAAAACUCUUCUUCCCUGCCCAAAAUGUUGAGUAGGAGCAGCGGCGGACAUGGCUCCUCAAACCUUUGGGCAAAACCCUGUGCCAUUGAGAAGAAAGUGAAGACGCCUCCCGAGGACCCCACUUAUUUUUUUAAUCCACAUGAAGAACUUUUUUUCUUUCUUUUUUUUUUUUUUUUUUUUUUUUUUUUUUUUUUUUUUAAGUAAAAAGAACAAAAGAAACUCUGUUGUUGGAGAGUGAAGGAGGAGCGAUGCUCUUUCCUCCUGCACACGUUGUCUGACCACUGAGAAUGUUUUUCAUAUGAACUCUGAGAAGACGGCAACAGAUCACAAUCAUGUUAUUCAAUGUCGUCGUCGUCGUCUUUUUUUUUGAUCUGUACAGAUUAUAUUCAGUCGUAUAUUUUAUUGUCAUGUUUUAUUUGCAGAGCCCUCGCCAUAGCUUCAGGACGUUUUUAUCUCACUGUAAACUUUGACAUUUCUGCCACGGUCAGGUCUGAGACCGGGGUUCAGUGAAUUUUAACGUGCUCAAAGCAUCAACGCUGAACUGCAACAAACUACUGCUGCUGCUUCUUGACCUGAAGUGAGAGUCUUCACACUACAUUUCCUCGUGUGUCGGGGCCCAGUCCUCGCCCACAACCCAGAUUAACGCCCGUUCGUCCCUCACCGACACAAUAAUAUUAUUAAUAACAGCAGAACUGCAUGCUACAUGAGCUGUUAAAUGAAUUACCAUCAGUUAGUUAGUUAUUUGGAAACCUCAUUGGAAACGAUAAAUACUAUGAACAAACGAUGCAGAAGAUUUAAUAUACUUUUUUUCCUAAUGCCCCCUUGUGGCUCUGUAGCUCGAGGUUGAUAUUCGGCUCAACUCAGUUCUGAGGAUGUGAAUUUUCACGUGGUAUCGCAGUAUCUUUUUGAGGAAUGAAAUCAAAACUUGAUAUUAAUUUUUUUUUUUUGUCAGAGCUGAGUUCAGUUGCACAUCUGUCCCAGUUUUUUUUGAUUUUCAUUCCUUCCAUAAAUGUCCGGUUGUUGUGAAUCUGAGAACAAUCUCUUUAUAGUGAAGGAAAAAAAACACUAAAGUGAGUCGCACCAUUACAGCUACACAACCAAAUCCCUCCUGUUCCUCUUAUAGAAGAAAACAAACUUUUUUUUUCCUUUCGGGUCAAAGAUCAUGUGAGUUAAAGACUGAAAGUGUUUGUUUUUUUCUCAGACAAAAUGCCAUUUUAAAUGAUUCCCUCACUACUCUGAUUAUUUUCCAAGUGGACCCAGCAGAUGUUAAAUAUGAAUUGACUAUUGUGGCGGACCUGUUGAUAUGAAUCACUACAGGGGGAGGGUAGGGUGUAUUAUGUAUACAAACUAUGUACACAAUUAAGCUGAAAGCACUAAUUUUAUCAAGUUUUAAUUAUCUACGUUUAAUAAUGGAAAUAGGUUGUACAAAGUUUUUAUUUUUUAUUAUUCUUUGCUUGUGCAUGUUGUUGCCAGAACAGAUGAUAACUUUAUGGAUGGUACACAUACCCAAGUCACAACUGUUGCUGUUCCCCCGGUGUAAAAAAAAGGCAUUUCUGCAGUCGUUUUGUUUGUCGCCUAUCAUGAAUGCACAAAUUAAACAUUUGUAAUAGUG
Molecule: messenger RNA, 5190 nt
Organism: Scophthalmus maximus (turbot)
Lineage: Eukaryota; Metazoa; Chordata; Actinopteri; Pleuronectiformes; Scophthalmidae
Gene: pkn2a
Product: protein kinase N2a
Exons: 23
Coding region: 514-3438 (974 amino acids)
Biological process (GO): protein phosphorylation; signal transduction
Molecular function (GO): protein serine/threonine kinase activity; small GTPase binding; ATP binding
Source: RefSeq, a predicted model, not a curated record